Messenger RNA from Fusarium musae, 1533 nucleotides. RefSeq lists its product as uncharacterized. NCBI's taxonomy places the organism in Eukaryota, Fungi, Ascomycota, Sordariomycetes, Hypocreales, Nectriaceae. Bases 1 to 1533 code for a protein of 510 amino acids. The record is from RefSeq and is a predicted model, not a curated record. Gene Ontology annotation, molecular function: ATP binding; protein serine/threonine kinase activity. The transcript is spliced from 2 exons. Gene Ontology annotation, biological process: peptidyl-serine phosphorylation; peptidyl-threonine phosphorylation.
AUGGCUACAUUGAUAUUGAUCAAUGGACUUAAUUUUCUACUAGACUUUGUCAAAGCAAAGGUAGAAGAUAGUCAGCUCCCACUUACUGUUCACCGACGAGGACAACAACCUAUCUUAUACGACCGUGAGAAUAAUGAGAUAGAGUGUUCAAAGAAUUGGACUUGGUCCUAUCCCGAAGCCGAAUACUUUACUAUGAAGCAGAUGCAACUAUGCAGCCUAUUCUGCACUAUCGAUGAAGAAGAGCAGUUUAUGGAUCAUUUUCGACUCCCUGCAGAUUUUGUCCUACCAUUUGUGGAUUCUGAUCCCCCUGUAAUUCGGUCUGGAGGAUAUGGCAAAGUCACAAAGGUCUUUAUAGAGCCGUCGCACUUAUGGUACCGGGGUACAUACCCAAAACCGGAGUGUUUCGCUAUCAAGGCUGUUCAGCACAGCUCAAUAGACCAUCCGAGUGAAGCAGACUCUCUCGCAAGACGCCUGGUUAUCAAGAAGCUCGCAGACAGAGAACACCUUCAUCAACUGCUUUUCUCCUUUCGUCGAGCUGACUAUUACUACCUCGUUUUUGAAUGGGCCGACGGCGAUCUCACCGAUCUAUGGGAAACGAUGCCAAGCUUAUACCGCCCUGAUGUCGAAGAAGACGCGUGUUGGUUCUUUCGCCAAUGCGCCGGUAUUGUGCAGAGCUUGGGUAGUCUUCACGAGCAACGCUCGUCUUACACCGCCAGCACCGUGAAGGAAAUAGUUCACGUCGCGCUGGAAGGAAAGUACGGACGGCACAGCGACAUAAAGCCGCAAAAUCUGCUUUGGUUUAGUGAUUUUCAAGGCGACAAGAAAGAUCACCUGGUUAUCGCCGAUCUUGGCCUUACCCAGUUCAACACAUCGCAGUCAAAGUCACAUGUGUCAUGGGCUGGUGUCAAAGGCUAUACACAAACCUACAAAGCCCCAGAGAGUGAAGGAAGUGGUAGGAUUGGAGUCAGAUAUGACAUUUGGUCUCUUGGCUGCGUCUUUCUGGAGCAUGCGUCUGUGUUUCUGAUGAGAGACAAAAGCUGUGUCAGGACCUUCUCAAACAGUAGACUGAAGGAGGAUAAGUAUCUGAACAGGUCUGGGAAUUAUCAUGGCGAUACUUUCUACAAUUUGAUCAGGGAAAAGGAUUUAACAGAUACAUACACAUCAAUUGGAAGCAGUGGCAUUCGGGGAGAGGUCAAAAAGACAGUCACGAAAUUGAAGUCAAUUCCCGAUAGCCAAAUUCCCUCAAGGCAGUCUCGGAUCUUGGCAGGUAUCUCAGGAGGGCAAGAGGGUAGCAGGGCCAACUUUGGUUCGUCUCACACGGAGUCAACCGGAGAUGCGGGGGCUGCUGAUCCAGAAGCGUUGAAGAUGCUUAAUGAGCUGCGUCAUAUGAGUAACGAUAUCACUUUGUCCCCGGAAAACUUACAGCUUCAGAUACCAAAGAUUCAGUUUGAUGGGUCUUUGGCAGGUCUUUUAGAGGAACAAAGCCCUAUCAGCGAUUUAAUCGAAGGAAUCAAGUCCCUUUCUGUUAAGUAA